AUGUCGAACAGCAUCGUGGGGACCUUGGCCUCGCCAUGGGCGCUCUUGCUUGUUCCUAUUCUUUAUUUCGUGCUUCCAUACCUCCGGAAUUGGAGUCUGUUAAAAGUUCCCGGCCCACUACCCGCUGCUCUCACGAAUUUAUGGCUUAUGUACCAAGCCCGGAGGGGACGGCGGUACAAGGCAGUCGACGCACUGCACAAGAAGUACGGCAAGGUGGUUCGGAUCCAACCCAACCACGUUUCGAUAGCAGACGACAGCGCCAUCAACGCCAUCUAUGGGCAUGGCAACGGGUUCCUGAAGAGCGACUACUACGACGCCUUUGUCUCAAUCCGUCGCGGCCUAUUCAACACGCGCGACCGCGCCGAACACACGCGCAAACGCAAAGUCGUCUCGCACACCUUCAGCGCCAAGUCGAUCGGGCAGUUCGAGCAAUACAUCCACGGCAACCUGGAGCUCUUUGUGCGGAAAUGGCGCGACCUGGCGACCAACCGCGCCAACCCCUCGACAGGCUACGCCAGCAUUGAUGCCUUGCACUGGUUCAACUACCUGGCCUUCGACAUUAUUGGCGACUUGGCCUUCGGCCAACCCUUCGGCAUGCUCGAGCGGGAAAAGGACUUUGCCGAGAUCCGUAAGUCGCCGGACGCGCCGCCCCAGACCGCCCCCGCCAUCGAGGUUCUCAACCGCCGCGGCGAAGUCUCGGGCACGCUGGGCUGUUUGCCUGCCCUUAAACCCUACGCGAAAUACCUCCCCGACCCGUUCUUCAGCCAGGGCGUCGAAGCCGUGGAAAAUCUCGCAGGCAUAGCCAUCGCGCGGGUCAAGCAGCGGCUCGACAACCCCAGCACGGACCGCGUCGACCUGCUCGCGCGCCUGAUGGAGGGCAAAGACGCCCAAGGCCACAAGCUCGGCCGCGAGGAAUUGACCGCCGAAGCACUCACGCAGCUGAUCGCGGGGUCGGACACGACGAGCAACACGGCCUGCGCGAUCCUGUACUACAUCCUGCGCACUCCCAACGUGCUCGCCAAACUCCAGCGCGAGCUGGACUCCAACAUCCCCGCGGGCGUCCCCUCGUACGACAUGGUCAAGGACCUGCCCUACGUCGGGUACGUCAUCAACGAGACCAUGCGCAUCCACUCGACCAGUUCUCUCGGGUUGCCGCGGUUGACGCCCCUGCCAUCACCGGAGAACCCCCACCCAAAACCCGUGGAGUUGCUAGGCUAUACGUUCCCGCCUGGCACCGUGCUGUCCGUGCCCGCGUACACGAUCCACCACAGCAAAGAGAUCUGGGGCCCUGAUGCCGACGAGUUCGUGCCCGAGAGGUGGAGCGACGACCGGUUGACGCCGCGCCAAAAGGAGGCGUUUAUCCCCUUCUCCACGGGCCCGCGGGCGUGCGUGGGCCGCAACGUCGCGGAGAUGGAACUCAAGUGUAUGGUUGGCACCGUUUUUCGGAAUUUUGAGUUCCGCGAUGAGCACGUCGGCGAGAUGGAGACCAGGGAGGGGUUCCUGCGGAAACCGCUGGGGUUUCAUGUCGGGAUUCGGCUGAGGAGUAAUGCGUAG
Messenger RNA from Cladophialophora yegresii CBS 114405, 1554 nucleotides. RefSeq names its product benzoate 4-monooxygenase. The record is from RefSeq and is a predicted model, not a curated record. The transcript is spliced from 2 exons. The coding region runs from base 1 to 1554 and encodes 517 amino acids. Gene Ontology annotation, molecular function: iron ion binding; monooxygenase activity; oxidoreductase activity, acting on paired donors, with incorporation or reduction of molecular oxygen. Lineage: Eukaryota; Fungi; Ascomycota; Eurotiomycetes; Chaetothyriales; Herpotrichiellaceae.